CCCGGAAGUAUUUCUGUUAGCGGGGUCAUAAUGGUAGCUCGCUGCGUUUUGAAAGGGUCGAAAUGAAAACCGGUUACAUGGUUAAGGAACAUGUAUAAAACGUCAUGCAGCAGACUGGCAGGUCUAGUUGGUGCUGGUGUGAAACAUAAUUUCAUUCGAAGUCUCUGUGGGAGCAGUCAGUCCACACGCACACUAACUCAACUCUACAGGAAAGAUUCAUCAAACUGGCUGACAUACCAGCACUUGAAGUUCCUGAAACAACAGUAUGUUGCGAAGAACAAUAGUGAGCUUCACCAACAUGCAGUCCCAAAACAGGCACUAACCGUUGUGGAUGAGCGAGAUGACGGUGUUGAGAAACGGGUUCACCUAAUGCCAACUACUGACCGUGUGGUCACAGACAUAGUUCCACUCACAGAGAAUGUCACUAAUAAGGCCCAGCCUGUGGUGCCCACUGUAAAGUCAACAACUGGUGCUAUGACGCAACACAAAACCUUUGCAUCUGAUACAGAGAUAAUAUCAGAUGAGUCCCGCCAUGAGCAUGUGGAGUCUGAUGAAGCAAAGCAGGCACGUUUUGACAGGCAGUGGAAGGAGCUGAAGCUUGACAUGGGUGACUUAAUGGACAUCUAUGCCAGGCUUUCCAAAAUCAAACUCACAGCUCUGGUAGUUAUGACUGCAGCAGCAGGCUAUGCAAUCGCUCCAGUGCCCUUUGAUCCCGUCACCUUCUUCGUGUCUUCUCUGGGAACAGGCCUCUCCUCUUGUGCUGCUAAUUCGAUCAACCAGUAUUUUGAGAUGCCAUUUGACUCCAACAUGAAUCGUACAAAGAACCGUCCACUCGUCAGAGGGCAGAUCAGUCCUCUUCAUGCAGUGUGCUUCGCCGUGUCCUGUGGCGUUCCUGGUGUCACACUACUCACGUUGGCGGUGAACCCCUUGACAGGCUUCCUAGGUGCCCUCAACAUUUUCCUCUACACCUGUUGCUACACACCACUCAAGAGGCUCAGCAUCGUCAAUACCUGGGCGGGGGCCGUGGUGGGGGCCAUACCUCCAGUUAUGGGCUGGACGGCUGCUACAGGUUGCUUGGAACCAGGUGCCUUGUUGCUGGGUGGCUUGUUGUACAGCUGGCAGUUCCCCCACUUCAACGCGCUCAGUUGGAACUUGAAGGAGGACUAUUCCAGAGGCGGCUACCGCAUGAUGUCUGUCACCCACCCAGCCAUGUGCAAACGGGUGGCCCUGCGCCACAGCGUGGGCCUUAUCGGCCUGUCCACCUUAGCCCCCAUGCUGGACAUCACAACCUGGACCUUCCCCAUCAUCUGCUUACCCAUCAACCUGUACAUCAGCUUCCUGGCCUUCCGCUUCUACUACAAGGGAGACCGGAGCAGCGCGCGCAGUCUGUUCUUCUGCAGCCUCUGGCACCUGCCCACGCUCCUCCUGCUGGCUUUCACCUGUAAGAAGCGUCAGACAGACGAAGAUGCUCCGACUGUAACUCCAGCUUCCUCACCACAACACUUUUGACCCCAGAGAGCCGAAUUCGAACUGAGAUCCUCCUCCUGUUCACUGUCGCGUUUGGAAGGGGCCAGAUGAGGGACACAUCAUUUUAUACUGUGCUCAGCUUAAACCAGUGAUGGUGAUGGCACAUCAGGGAAUCACAGGUUAAAAUAGUCUAAUUACACAAACCUCACUGAAUUAUUCCACGAGGUUGUCAUCAUUUCAUUGUGUGCCUGCUGUGUGUAUAUUCUGUUUGUAUUUAUAGGUGCCCAUAAGCCUCUCGCCCAACAGUGCAAACCAGUAGUGGGUACAGCUAACCUGAAAGAUAACUUCGAUAACUGCUAAUCCACAAAGUCAGAUGUUAAUUGUGGUAACACUAAACCACAAAAACAUUUAGUUGAAGGCAGCUAUCGCUAACUACCACCUUUUAUUUCAUGAAUUUAGCUUUGGUUUUGCUUUUUUUUUUCUUUUUUUUUUUGAUCUCUCACCUUGAUUAAAGACCUAAAGAAAUGGAAUUAUAUAUGUUGAAUUGUAAGCAUAGAGGUUCCCAAAAUGGCUUAGUACAUAUGUAAUUACAUGAACAAAUGAAAUUAAAAAUGGUUUCCUUUUAACAUGCACUUUAUUAGCAGUAUAGAACUGAUUUAAUUUUAAUCUAAUUAAUACAUUUACUCUGGCUUGAUCUCCUGCUCUUCCAUCCUGAUGUUCACAGGAAAUAUGUUGACUUUGCUUAUUGCAUUUAUGUAAAAGCUCCAACAGAAACAAAUGUACGAUUUUAGGGUUUAUAAAUCUUACUGACCCUUAAACUUUAUUCCAAAAAAAAAAAAAAAUUGCUGACUUAAAGUUAGCAGAACUAAAUUAUGUCGAAGCUAAUUUGUCCACUAAUGGUUUUCAAAGUUAGCCGAACAGCUAAUCCGCUAAUGGGGAAAAAAAACUUAGCUUUACUUAUGAGCUAAUUAGCUUAACUGUGCCCACCACUGGUGAAAACUACAGGUCACCUUUUGCAGAUUAGCAAACGCAGGAGGACCUGCGGGAAGACGUCAUUAUUGGCGUUCAUUCAGAGUAUAAAAAUAGGACAUUGAAGCAGCUACAACCCGGGACUUUAUGUCUGUGGACUGCAACAUUGUUUGACUUCUUAUUUGAUAUUUUAUAAGCCUAAUUUUCUUGUGCUGCUCAGCGACCUCCCUGGUGAUCUCUGCUUUAAUUUAACACAAUUUGCCUGCACCAAAAUAGCAUUCAGCCCCUGUAAGAACCAUAAGGGCAAAUGUUCUCUGACAAUAAACACGUUGUGAUUAUACUCU
Messenger RNA from Thalassophryne amazonica, 2780 nucleotides. It is a transcript of the gene cox10, whose product is annotated as protoheme IX farnesyltransferase, mitochondrial. NCBI's taxonomy places the organism in Eukaryota, Metazoa, Chordata, Actinopteri, Batrachoidiformes, Batrachoididae. Gene Ontology annotation, molecular function: protoheme IX farnesyltransferase activity. The record is from RefSeq and is a predicted model, not a curated record. The transcript has 7 exons. Gene Ontology annotation, cellular component: mitochondrion; membrane. The coding region runs from base 91 to 1509 and encodes 472 amino acids. Gene Ontology annotation, biological process: heme biosynthetic process.